AUGGGGACGGGGGCCGUGCCGCCCGAGGGGUGGGGUCUGCGUGAUGUCACAACAACGACGGCCAAUCAGAGGCGGGCUCGCGGCGGCGGCGCUGACAUCGCGGUGUGCCUAGGCGGCGGAGAGGAGGAAGAGGGCGGAGGCAGCUUCCCGCACUUCGGAGCCGGUUCCUGUGCACCUCCCGGCCGCUGCCCUGCUCCCCUGCGUCCUCGGGACUCUCCGACCAGCUCCGCCUGGUCCCCGCCCAGGCCAGCCCCGGGUCUGGAGUCCCAGCCUGAUGCAGCCAGCAGUCCGCCUCAUGAACCCAGCUCCCGGCCUCCGCCGCCACCUGGGCCCGCCCCGACGCUCCCCACCUCGAGCACCUUCAGCCUCCUCGACUGCUUCCCCUGUCCCCCAGCCCUGGUGGUGGAAGAGGACGGAGACUUAGGGCCGGCUUCCUCGCUUCGCCUCCAGGGAGACGCAAAGCCUCCGCCUGCCCACCCGCUGUGGAGGUGGCAGAUGGGAGGGCCCGCUGUCCCCGAGCCCCCGGGCCUCAAAUCCUGGUGGGUCAACUUGGAAGAACUCUGAGCAUUCGGUCUCCUCUACCCGGGGGCAAAUCGGGUCCCCGAGCAGAGUGAGGACUCCAGGAGGGUGUCUUGAUUCUCAAAUUUGUCUGUUUCUUUGCGUUUUAUGGAUUGUGUGUCGAGGGACCUCAAAUGACAGUGAUCUUCAAGCACCUGAAAGGUCGGGGUGAUAUUCCCUCCUCGUCUUUGCGCAGGAACCAAGGGCUGGCGUCCGGAAAAGCCUUAACUGUAGAAGGCUGCGUGACCUGCUCCAUCUCUGUCCUCAGCGGGCGGCCAGGGCCUUCACCCUAGGGGAGCAAAGCGGCUACUGCCCAGAGACCAAAAGAAAGGGACCGAGGGACGGACUUUGGUGAUGGACAAACCGGUUGUUUCCAUGUUUGAGGGCCAGUUUAGGGAUGUGGGAGUUGUGGUGGGGUAGGAAAGUGAUUGACAGCUCCCUGGGGGCAUCCUCCACCCCCAAUACUCAGACCUUUAACCCUUUACACCCCCUUCCUUUUCUAUUCCUAGCCCUACCUCUCCCCAAGUUCAGGUGAUUCUCCUGUGCGAGAGCUUCAGUCUCAGCCAGCAGACUUUUGUCCAGUUUUGGAGUUUCCCUUUGCCAUAAGGUUUGAUGGGUGAAAGAGACCUCCAGCCCCACUUUCCUCCUCCUCCCACAAAGAGGAGAGGGCCGGAGGGCCCAGUGGUGCGGCCCAAGGCUGGUUUUGCCUGGGGAAGGGGUCAAAAAUUCUUUGGGAAAAUAAUGGAAGGUGGAAGAAAUCAAUAAAAUCAGACCAAACAAGUCGUCUUUCGAGGUACUCUUCCCCCAAUUUGUGCAUGGGAUGGGGUGGAGUUAGGCUAGUCUGAAUCCAUUUUUCAGACAUCCAGACUCAGCCCCUUAACGAGGUGGGUGC
Molecule: messenger RNA, 1450 nt
Organism: Cricetulus griseus (Chinese hamster)
Lineage: Eukaryota; Metazoa; Chordata; Mammalia; Rodentia; Cricetidae
Source: RefSeq, a predicted model, not a curated record